AAUGUUAGAAUGGACUUUGCUUUGUGAACUUGUGAAAGACAUUGUUGAGAAACAGCAGUUGCUAGAUGAGCACUUAUUAGCCUUGCAUACUAUUAUUCCUAACACUGCACGUGAAGUUUUACCUUUGUUAGAUCGUUUGUUGUCUUCAGGUUAUACCGAAGAAGGUUUUUUUGCCAAGUUCGAAUUGUGGCGUUGUUGUUUUGGCGAAAUAGUAGUACUUUCUUCUAGUCCAGUGAAAGAGAAUACUUAUUUUAUGAUUCUUUCUAUACCUUUUUGUUCUUGUCAACAAUUUUGCCAGGGUCUGUUUCGCACAAGGAAUGCAGGAGAUUGCUUCUGCAAGCACAUCGUUCUUGCUUUGUUUCUAGUUCAACAGCAAGUUUGUAAAAUACGUCACAUGUCUGUUGAAGAAUGGACCUUUCAGGUUUCGAAGUUGGUACAAGAUGGAGCUUGAACUGUAUGGGGGUUCUUUCACAUAAUAGUCUUCAGUAUCAAAGGAAAGGGUAACCGAGAUAGGUAAACCUUGUGUUAGCAGAGUAUUUUGAAUAUCAGAAAAUGCCCUUUGAAACUAGGAUUUGUUCUUUUGUAUAUUUAUUUCUGCGCCAUGUUUUCGACAUCUUUAUGAAAGGUUGUUAAGAUAACGACGCUUCCGCUUUCAUAAUGUGUUGCAUAUGAUAUCAGAAUUUUGUCUUUUUGUCUUUUCACUGUGUUGAUCGAAGCUUGUUAAAUGCCAUACUUUGAUUUCAUGUACAGCAAGAUCUUCUCAGUUUGAAACGAGUUGUUUUGGUUAAUUGAAUACGUAUGAAGGCUGGAAAUGUUUCAAGGUUCGUAGCAUGCUGAAAGGACUCGAGGCAGUCGACACAAAAGCAUAGACGGGAUAAUAUGUAGUUCUCAGUAAGUGAACGAAUAAAAGAGUGAGAUGGGAA
This is a messenger RNA of Galdieria sulphuraria, 923 nucleotides long. RefSeq lists its product as uncharacterized. Gene Ontology annotation, molecular function: zinc ion binding. The record is from RefSeq and is a predicted model, not a curated record. Lineage: Eukaryota; Rhodophyta; Bangiophyceae; Galdieriales; Galdieriaceae. The transcript has a single exon. The coding region runs from base 2 to 451 and encodes 149 amino acids.